Exserohilum turcica Et28A is the source of this 2025-nucleotide messenger RNA. RefSeq lists its product as uncharacterized. NCBI's taxonomy places the organism in Eukaryota, Fungi, Ascomycota, Dothideomycetes, Pleosporales, Pleosporaceae. The annotation marks the transcript as partial. The record is from RefSeq and is a predicted model, not a curated record. The transcript has 4 exons.
CCGAGAUUUUCCGAACAUCCAAAAUAUGAGGACCUUCGUGGAAGGGUGCAGAAGCUGUCUGAAGAACUGCCGAAAGACCUAGAGGGGUUGGUCUACUUUACCAGAAAUUCGCGUUCUCUCAAUCAGGGGCUCGAGGAGUUGCUGCACAGUUGCGGGCCCCUGAUUUGGGGCGAGCAUGCUGACCGGAACCUGCUACUGCAACCCGUGUCACCUGAGGAGUUGUACCAAAAAGACUUGAUUUACGAAGAGCCUGAGGACAGAAACUACCUUUUUGCAGUAUCAAGACAUGUGCGCAUGUGGAUCAUCGUAAAGGCCGCCUACGCCAUUCGCGCAAGGAAGCAAAGUAAUUCCUUGCGUGAAAAACAAAAAAAAGAAAUUCCUGACGUUGAUGGCGAGAGCCUGUCACCCUCUAGCAUAACACAGUCGUCUACCCCACCAGACAAGCAUUUCAAUACUGGAAUUGACCUUUCUGUCCGAUCAAAGAACCCAAACAAGCGGAAGAUCGAUAUCUACUUGACCGAUUCUGAAGAUAACAAAACUGAUUCAACACCUAUCAACCGUCCAUAUGACACUACGAGGAUAAAACGAAAAGGCAGUCUCAGUAAACCUCACCCCUACCUAAAAAUUGAGGAUUCAGGAAAUAUAGGAAACAUGUCAGGAAUCCCAACAUAUAAUCAUCGCUUCUCUCCUGCACCAGAAAGCGGGCCAGAAACUGCAGGAACACCGCUCGCUUCCUUGGUGAGCAAUGAACUCAACGCUGUGCAGAAACCAUUCGCUGUUUUACAGGGCCCGAAACCAGUGAUUCCUACCGCAGUCAACACUAACGACUUCACGCCGUUCAUUACCACACGAUCUGCUCAAGAGAUCUAUAGAGACCCAGUACGGGAAGCCACGCAAGAAAAUCUUGACGAGAUCCGGGGACGCUCUUAUGGAAGCAAUCAUGAUAACAGCAAUAGCCAUUCAAGAGUAGAUGAGCCUUCUUCGCCUAGAUCAGCCCCGCCCGGAGAUGCUGAACCUUUACGCUCUGUUAUGUCAGCACUGUCUACAACUGCUUGGGAAAACCAUGUUUUGCCGUCAGUGGCUGCCAUUCUAUCGAGCAAUCUGGGUAAUAGACACAUGAAGAAAGAAUCCCCUGUAGAACAGCAUCCUCAAAAUUCCCUCAUUACCCAAUUGCCACCGCAACAAUCACAAAGUUCUCAACAACAAAAGCGCCGACACAGUCAACCGCAGCACAAACAACAUACCAUACAUUCAUAUCAUGGGCAAACUCAGCACCAACUGUCUCUUCCUCGACCGUCUUAUGCAAAUAAUGCUUCGACCCACAAAUUUGGACAAUCUGUUCCGUUCGACCCUCGCUAUAGAUCCAACACCCCUCUUGCGCAGGCCACAACCAAUAUGCAAACUACGGGACCUAUCACGGAGCCAUCAUCGGCACUUUCUUCACAAGGUGCGACCGCCGAUGAUAUAAAACUGGUUCCAAUUCGGGAUGCCGCUCCGUUCAUUUUUCCAAUGCAUCAUUUCUCUGAAAAGCUGCAGACGCUACAAUGUCAAUUUACUCGGAGUCUGUGGAUGGUUUUUUUCCAUAAGAAUGGCAGGCCUGUCGACGAAAAGGCGCUCCUCCACCAGCUCCACGACUUAUGGUACUACGGUGCAUCGCGAUUCCGCAUCAAGCUCUCCAACGAAUACGACCAGCUCCACAAUACCCUGGCCGUCUGGGUCCACAAACGAAAUUUUUUUGCCAAAUUGCGUGUCUUGAUGGCUGCAAAACCGGCCUCUCGAGAUGUGUUAGUCGAACGCGCACGGGAAAUGAACGAGCUCCGAAUGGCAAUAAUCCAUUGGAAGAGUUUGAGUGCUGAUGAUAGCACGAGCCCUGAGAAACGGCUCUGCGAAGCGUUCGAGGUCAUGACCAACAUAGAAGGAAGUCGGGAUCUGAUGAUGGACGAGCUUCUAAGACUCAAUCUUGAUGAGUCCCAGUUAUUCAGUAGCAAAGAUCUCAAAAUUCUCCUGCAAGCAGCAGCAAUUUGA